Messenger RNA from Cooperia oncophora, 591 nucleotides. NCBI's taxonomy places the organism in Eukaryota, Metazoa, Nematoda, Chromadorea, Rhabditida, Trichostrongylidae. The record is from the annotation of a GenBank genome assembly.
AUGAUACAUGCUUUCCUCUUCGUAACGCAGCGAAAUCGUGAUAGAGAUGGUCACGGGCCCGAGUUCCAGUUCCACAUGUACAGGAUCAAUAGAAUGGCAAACACAAAUAUAACCAUCUAUCAUUCGUUCCACGAUGAAGUGAAUGUCUAUAAGCAGCAUAUUUGGAGUUUUAUUUCAACGCUAAAGAAAAUAUAUCCUAGAUGUGAUGGUCCAUGUCGCGACCGACGGCCAUUCUUUGGCUAUGUGAAGCGGUCCUCGAAUCGUGCGCCUGGUCCAAACGAUCUAUGGUGGAAUUCCCAUAAAGCAAGCUGCAAUGGCACCUUCCAAAAGAUAAAGGAGCCUGAUGGUUACGGCCAAAGAAAGAGGAAGAAGCCGGAUGAGAAAGAAAUACCCGAGAAAAAGCCGGUUUCGGUCAACUCGCUCGAUCGGUAUUUCGCCAGUGUGGGAAAAGGGCAGACAUGUGGAACUUUGAAUCGGAUAGAGACUUCACCUUCUACAUCAAGUGAUCCGGGUCCUUCGUCUUCUUCUCUGAACGACAGGAAAAGCAAAGUCAACAGAGACUAUCUCGAGAAAUUCUCUUGUGUCUGGUAA